UUCUCAUGGCUUCUUCUCCCUCUUCAUUUACGUCUUCCAAUUACAGAUUCAACGUCUUCCCAAGCUUCCAUGGGCCAGACGUCCGUAAAACGUUGCAUGGUCACUUGCGAAAACAGUUUUUACAUAAUGGAAUUACAAUGUUCAAUGAUCAAGGAAUUGAGAGAAGCACAACUAUAGCACCUUCACUGGUACAAGUGAUAAGAGAAUCGAGGAUCUUGGUUGUGAUUCUCUCAAAGAACUAUGCUUCCUCAAGCUGGUGUUUGAAUGAGUUGGUGGAGAUAUUGGAGUGCAAGAAAGUUACAGGACAAGUAGUGAUGACCAUCUUCUAUGGUGUGGAUCCUUCCGAUGUAAGGAAACAGACCGGCGAUUUUGGGAGUGCUUUCAAGAAAACAUGUUCACUAAAUACGGACGUGGAAAGGCAGAUAUGGAUCACAGCUUUGACUAAUGUGAGCAACAUAGCUGGAGAAGACUGCCAAAAUUGGGACACUGAAGCAAACAUGAUCGAGAAGAUUGCAGAAGAUAUUUCACGGAGACUAAAUGCUACACCAUCUAAGGAUUUUGAAGGCAUAGUGGGACUUGAAGCACACUUGAAGAAAAUGCAGUCUUUGUUACAUUUAGAUUGUGAGGAUGAAGCUAUGAUAGUUGGAAUAUGUGGCCCAGCAGGGAUUGGUAAGACUACAAUUGCCAGAGCUUUACAUAAUCGACUCUCUCCCAAGUUUCAGCUAACUUGUUUUAUGGAGAAUAUAAGGGUAAGCUAUAAUAGUGGUAGUGGUUUUGACGAGUAUGGCUUGAAGCUGUCUCUGCAGAAGAAACUUCUUUCAAUGAUUUUAAACCAAAAUGGUACGACUAUACACCACUUAGGUACGAUACAGGAAAGGCUACGCGACCAGAAAGUGCUUAUCUUUCUUGAUGAUGUGGAUGAUUUAAAGCAACUAGAGGCUUUGGCUAAUGAAACUAGGUGGUUUGGUUGUGGUAGCAGAAUUAUUAUAACCACCGAAGAUCAAGAAAUCUUGGAGCAACAUGGUAUCAACAAUACAUACCAGGUUAAUUUCCCAUCCAGAGAAGACGCUCGUAAGAUCUUUUGCAGAUAUGCUUUUAGACCGAGCUCUCCACCUGAUGGUUUUGAAAAGCUUACGGAGAGAGUAACAGAAAUCUGCAGCAACCUUCCGUUGGGUCUACGUGUCAUGGGUUCAUUUUUACGUGGAAAGAACCAAGAUGAGUGGGAAGUUAUACUGCAGAGGCUAGAAAACAGUCUUGAUCGAGAUAUCGAAAGAGUACUUAGAGUCGGAUACGACAGUUUACAUGCGAACGAGCAAUCUCUAUUUCUCCACAUUGCAUUCUUCUUCAACAAUGAAGAAGAGGAUCAUGUGAUGGCC
Molecule: messenger RNA, 1376 nt
Organism: Raphanus sativus (radish)
Lineage: Eukaryota; Viridiplantae; Streptophyta; Magnoliopsida; Brassicales; Brassicaceae
Product: disease resistance protein RML1B-like
Exons: 2
Biological process (GO): defense response; signal transduction
Molecular function (GO): ADP binding; ATP hydrolysis activity
Source: RefSeq, a predicted model, not a curated record